AUGGAUCCAGUAUCAAUAAUCACUCUCACCGGCUCGGUCUUUACUACCGGGAAAUUCAUUACGAGUCUCAUCACAAAUCUCGUCACACUCAAGUCGAAAUAUAAAAGCGCCAGCCUUAUGGCCAGUCAUCUGAUUGUACAAUUGACGACUAUCAAAGCUGCGUUAGAUGAGAUGUCGAACUGGAUUGCAACAUCUCUUCAGGGAGCUGACAAAAACGAACAACUCAUAAUUAAUCUAGAAGGCUCUCUUGAAAGUUGUCAUGUUUUUUUAUUGAUGCUGGAAGAUCACAUUACCCGGCUGGAUCAGAAUGGUAUUGACCGGCAACUGAAAGGAAAAGUCAAAUUACUUUGGAACGAAAGUGAAAUUAAAGAACUCAACAAUUACUUGAAUAGACAAAUCAAUGCUGUGCUCGAAGUCUAUACGAAAACUCUUCAGAUGCAUCAAUUAUCCACAGGAACAAUAAUCUCUGGCCCAAAUCAUAUCAAUCUCUCCAGAUACUCCAUUAUAUUCUCUUAUCAGGUUGCAGUUACAGUGGAAAAGCCACCCUUGCAGAUUCUAUUGAGUUUCUUUAUCUCAGCAUGA
This is a messenger RNA of Botrytis byssoidea, 582 nucleotides long. RefSeq lists its product as uncharacterized. Lineage: Eukaryota; Fungi; Ascomycota; Leotiomycetes; Helotiales; Sclerotiniaceae. The transcript has a single exon. The record is from RefSeq and is a predicted model, not a curated record. The coding region runs from base 1 to 582 and encodes 193 amino acids.